UAGAGCGGCGUCCAUACCAACGUCAACAUCAUCGUGACAUUGUUCGAUAUAUUUUUAGCAUUGUUUGAACUUUUAAUAAGUUUAAGACUGACUCGGAAGUGCACAAGAAAAUGGCAGACGGAGCUGGUGAUAAAAAUGAAGAAAAGACCAAAGAUAACUCUUUACAUGGAACCUGUAUCACACCGCAACUCUUGAAGAUACAGAGUGGAGAGUUCGAGAUGGAUAGUAUCUUUAGCCUCAACCUCAGACACCAAGAUAUUGAUGAUCUUGGACCUAUUGGAUCUUGUUCUUGCCUUCAGCGAUUGGACAUCAGUAGGAACGACCUGACAAGUUUGAAGGCCCUCUCCCCUCUCAAGCAGCUCGUCUUCCUGAACGUAGCUGCUAACAGAAUAUCAAGUCUUGAGCCUUUGACGGAGCUGGAGAGUUUAAGAAGUCUGAAUGCUGCUGGGAACCUGAUUGCAAGUUUUGAAUCCAUCUAUGCCCUCGCAAAUCUCCAAAACCUGGAAGACAUGCGAUUCCAGGAUCCCUUGCAAGACUGGACCAAUCCAAUAUGUAAUGGCGCCACCUACAGGUCUACGAUAAUGUCUCACUUCUGCCACUUGAAAGUGCUUGACGGAGAGAGGUUGUGUGGGAAGGGAAGCGAGGUGUUUACGACUCUUCGUCAGCUUGACAGAGAAAUAGCAAAGUCCAAUGACCGUUCAGGAGAUCAUGUGACUCAGAAAUCAUCAGGGUCUUGGGUGGACAAAGGAUUCUGGGAUACAGGCACAGUGCAGAAGAAAGAGAUGGAUGACACAGAAAAACAGAUCAGAGAAAUGCUUCUGGACUGCAGAACGCUCAGCAAUGCAGCACUUCAUAAAAUACAGCAGACGUGACAGGACAUAAUGAGAGUUUGGGCUUGCA
Messenger RNA from Strongylocentrotus purpuratus (purple sea urchin), 900 nucleotides. It is a transcript of the gene lrrc61, whose product is annotated as leucine-rich repeat-containing protein 61. Gene Ontology annotation, cellular component: cytoplasm. NCBI's taxonomy places the organism in Eukaryota, Metazoa, Echinodermata, Echinoidea, Camarodonta, Strongylocentrotidae. Gene Ontology annotation, biological process: outer dynein arm assembly. The record is from RefSeq and is a predicted model, not a curated record. Gene Ontology annotation, molecular function: protein binding. Bases 111 to 872 code for a protein of 253 amino acids. The transcript has 7 exons.